Molecule: messenger RNA, 3198 nt
Organism: Chara braunii
Lineage: Eukaryota; Viridiplantae; Streptophyta; Charophyceae; Charales; Characeae
Source: the annotation of a GenBank genome assembly
GGGCGGUCCAAACGUGGUCCAGCGAAGCGGAGCACGGACAUCCCUGCAUCCACAUCUGCACGGUGCCCCAACGGCUCCAAACGGUAAGCGGCGUCGGGAGGCCUCCGUUCAUCGACGCGAAAUGCCGGCCGGCGUCCACCAAGAAGGAGAUCUUCGAAGAAAGCCGACAGGAUGGAUCGACGAUUGGGCAACGGCAGACCGGCAGGCACAGCCUCAGGAGCGAGCAAUCGGCAACACAGUGCGGACUCUGUGGCAAAGCGGCCGUACGACCCGAGGUUAUACAGGCCUGCCUUCUCACGAGAUUCCUCUGCCGCCAUCGCAUGACGAGGGGGGAGACGCCAGGUCGUCGACUUUGUCGUUGGGAAGUGGGUCGACGCAGGAAUGGGUGGCGACGCAGUCGUGCGGAGGCAGGCGGGUGGAGACCCCGUGGUCUUACACGUCACAGCUGAACGAGGGGCUGUGCGACGACGGCGGCAAUGCAGCGGUUGAUCUUAGCUUCCAGUUGUCCAGCAGCAGCGGAGCAGCAUCAAUGCACACUCGGAUCAUCAAUCCCCACCCGGGUGUGGAUUGCACAGACAACACGCUUGGCGGUGUGAGCAGGCUGCGAGACGGAGGUCUGCCUCAUACACUUCGUGAAGGUGGUGGUAAACGGAAUGAGUCGACGUCGACCAUCGGCGGAGGAGCCGGUGCGCGUGAACGUCCAGAGUGGAUGCGGUUGUCACCUGCGUCGCGAAGCGGAUCCGACGCUCCUUUUGGACGGAAGCGACCGGAGGAUUUGUGUCAGGAAGGUGCGGACGUCCACAAGUUCCAGAACCUCUCCGGCGGGAAAGAGUCCUUCAAGCUUGCAUCGAAGGACAAGUGGUCAGAGGGCUUCAACUUCGUCAUGGACCGGAGCAUGUACGACGAAAUGGAGGCCAUGACGAAGGGGGAUCACAUGAUCCACCCGAAAAAUUUGGCGGACACGGGGGCGGCCGGUGGGGUUCAGAUGCCGGCAGACGCGGGUGCUGCAGGGGACACCAUGGCCACUGAGGGUGGAGGGGAGGCAGCCGAUGAGGAGCAGGAGUCGACGAAAUACUCCACAUUCAGCGCGGGGAGCGGCGGCGGUUAUGGGAAGAGGAAGAACAUGCGGCAACAAACCUUUGAGGUCGUCGCCGACGUCAUGGACAAGCAUGGUGCGCUUAUGGCGAGCACAAUGGACAGCCCGAGCAAGCGGCAAUGCUCCAUGAUGUUACAUCAGUGCGAAAUCCUGGAGAGCGAAGUGGAAUGUCGUCGUCGAUCGUCGGUGUGGAUCUUUUCGCUGUCCUUCUCGCCUCGGAUCCUUCUCGCCGCGGAUCCGUAUCGCCCCUUCGGAGGUCCGGCGUCCAUUAGUCGCGAAGAUCUUCUUCUCGCUGCGGAGCAGUGUUCAUCUCCUUCUCGUGUGGGACUUCAUCAGCGUCGUCGUCGAUCAUCGCUCUGGAUCUUCUCGCUCUCCUUCUCGCCGCGGAUCCUUCUCGUCGCGGAUCCGUAUCGCUCCUUCGGAGGUCCGGCGCCCAUUAGUCGCGAAGAUCUUCUUCUCGCCGCGGAGCAGUGUUCAUCUCCUUCUCGUGUGGGACUUCAUCAGUGUUGUCGUCGAUCAUCGCUCUGGAUCUUCUCGCUCUCCUUCUCGCCGCAGAUACGUGUCGCCCCUUUGGAGGUCCGUCGUCGCUUAGUCGUGAAGUUCUUCUUCUCGCCGCGGAGAAGUGUCCGCAGUGUUCAUCUCCUUAUCGCGUUGGCGGACACGUGGAGAGGCGAGAAGCAUGUCUACGCGAGGCGGCGCCCGUGGGAAGAAGCGGUAAAACAUCCCCGCGAACAGUCAGGGCGGGAAAGGGGUCGGCGGCAUGUCCCGAAGGCGAAGAGGCUCCGUUCGGAAGAAGCAUCAGCAAGCCUGCCUCUUCGGCGAGGGCGAAGUUGGACGGCAGCCAACGAAGAGGAAGAUGACGACGUCUUCACGACGGAGGAGAAAGCAGCAGAGGACAACGUGGCGGCGCCUCAGGGAAGCACUCUUCAACGCUCAUCUGAUCAGAGCGGUGCGAGAAGAUUGGUGACGCCCCCCCCGGAGGCGCAACAAGUGCGUGCGCACAACACCCAGAAGGCGAAGGAGGUUGUCGUCGACGUCGGCCGCGAGGACAACGAGCCGUUGGAAAGCCGCAGACAGCGCAAUGUGACACAAGGCGCCACGGAGACGCCAGUCAGGAUACUCGUCGCGACUAGAGAAAGGCCACCUCAGGGUGGCCUGCCCUUGACGCUGUCCCAGCCGCGCCCGCGCAGCACGGUUGCAGAGGGGGGCUCCAUGAAACGAGGGGGAGGGGAGGGGGCCCAGCAAAAAGCGCGCGUGGCGGGUGGGGGUGCCAUCGCUGCUGCAGCCGCGGGGUGUUCGGGCAAUGUUGGUGCAGUGGCGAGGGCGAGAGAAGAGGUCCUAGUUGUAGAGCCGGAGGCGACACGCAUCGACAACAAGGGUGAAAGUGAGGAUGAAGACCCCCUUCUAAGCCAGGUUUUGAGGGGAGGGAAUGCGAGAGAGGUGGCCGACGGUGCCCGCCUAUGGGUCGAUGACAAAGCGUUCUGGACGACGGGGGAGGGGCGAAGGCUGUACAACAUCAUCCACGAAUCGCAGGAGUACUUUGUCGCCAUCGCCAGCGGGAUGCAAACGCCCUCCGUGCCCAGGAGCGUCGUCAUGCCGAAAUCGUCGACGACCCUCACACAAAUUGCGGAUCCCGCACAACUACAGCAGGCAAUCGCCCGCACGACGGCAACGAAAAAUAUUGCUCUACGCGUCUUGCAUGGAUGGGUCUUCAAGUCCGGGAACCGCCCCCGAGGAUUCAAUAUCGCUUUCCAGUACGCGCUGGAGUCGGUGGCGACCGACAUUGCGCGCGUCAUGUGGUACGGCGAGGAGUGGAGCAACGUUGUGAGCGCAGCCGUUUGCGCGCACACAAUCGACCUGAACAUGGACUUGCCAUUGUGGUUUGCGGGCGCGAUCAUCGAAGACAGGCCGGAGGAUGACGACAUGGCGGCGCACCAGGAGGCGACCGUCAUAUGCAUCGCGCAUGCAUUUCGUGCAGCGGUGCAAAUGGGUGGCAUUGUCCACGGCGGGUUCGUCUUGCACUAACCUCUGUCUAGAAUCGCGGAUUGGUUCAGACUUUUAUUGGCUGCCUGCAUGUGGUUGAUGCGCAUGGCGGGAGACGA